AGGAUGUUGUACGGAUCCUAGGUGUGGAGGCUGACAUCUUUCAGAUCCUGCUGGACUUUAUUUACACAGGGUCUUCAUUGGUCUUCAUUGUAACACUUCAGAGUUCAUAUGAGGAGCUCCCUUGACUGAAUAUUCAUCCAUAAGAGAAGUCCACUCUGCAUGAAAAAAUAAAAUGUGAGGUAGAGGGCUUCUAAUCUAGUUUUCUCUGUCAUGCUAACCAUGUGCUGGGGUUUGGGGAGGGGUAAGGAGGAACAUUUAGUCUCGUCAAUGUCUAUGUUCCCAGUUUGAAGUUAUAAUUGAGACACAUUUGCAAUUCUUUAUGAAGAGAGCUAGCUAAUUACCAUAGCAUUAGCUGUUUUAUCAUCCGUUUAGUGGGGUGGGGGAAAACAUUCAAUCUGUGCUAUUUGGUUUACUAAAAAGGGUGCCUGUGCUGUAAUGUUUCCUGAUCAGUUAAUUAUUUUGAUGGCUGAUGAUAUUCCCCGUAAGAUAUUCAUAGCGUGGCAAUAAUGUACUCCAGUAGUAUCCUUCAAGGGACAUUCACAAUUUUUGUGAUCAAACCGUAUGCAAGAUUUUGUACCAGCUGAAAUAGUUCUCUGUUGUGUGUUUAGGCAUAGUCAGUAUUGGUGAAAGUAAUGUCCAGGAGUUGAUUGUGGCAGCAGACAUGUUCCAACUCACGGAAGUGGUAGACCUUUGCUGUGAAUUUCUGAAGGGGCAGAUUGAUCCUUCAAACUGCAUUGGACUCUUCCAGUUCUCCGAGCAAAUUGCCUGUCACGAUCUGCUAGAAUUCACAGAGAAUUACAUCCAUGCCCAUUUCCUGGAGAUCCAGGACGGAGAGGAAUUCCUGGCUCUGACAAAGGACCAGCUCAUUAAGAUCUUGCGAAGUGAGGAACUGAGCAUAGAAGAUGAGUACCAGGUUUUCAUAGCUGCAAUGCAAUGGAUUCUGAAGGACCUGGGGAGAAGAAAGAAACACGUGGUGGAAAUACUGGAUACAGUUCGAUUUCCACUGUUACCCCCACAAAGACUCUUGAAAUACAUAGAAGGGGUUCCUGAUUUCAGCCUUCGAGUGGCCCUUCAAACCCUGUUAAAAGAAUAUUGUGAAGUAUGUAAAUCUCCAAAGGAGAGCAAGGUUAGCAGUUUCCUGCAGGCAGCAAAGGCGCGUCCCAGGAGGAAAGCCAGGAAGUACCUGUAUGCAGUAGGUGGAUAUACUCGCUUGCAGGGAGGCCGUUGGAGUGACAGCAGAGCUCUCAGUUGUGUGGAGCGUUUUGACACGUUCAGUCAGUACUGGACUACUGUGUCUUCUUUACACCAGGCUCGAAAUGGGCUGGGAGUUGCAGUAGUCGGAGGAAUGAUCUAUGCUAUUGGAGGUGAAAAAGACUCUAUGAUAUUUGAUUGUACUGAACGUUACGAUCCUAUUACUAAACAGUGGGCAGCUGUAGCAUCUAUGAACCAUCCUCGCUGUGGGCUUGGAGUGUGUGCUUGUUAUGGUACCAUCUAUGCUUUUGGAGGCUGGGUUGGAGCAGAGAUUGGCACCUCGAUUGAACGUUUUGAUCCUGAAGAGAAUAGCUGGGAAGUGGUGGGCAGCAUGGCUGUGCCGCGCUACAAUUUUGGGUGCUGUGAAAUGCAAGGAUUAAUUUAUAUUGUUGGGGGCAUUAGUAAUGAAGGAAUAGAACUGUGUUCUGUCGAAGCCUAUGAUCCAAUAUCUAAGCGCUGGUCUGCACUCCCUGAAAUGGGCACCAGAAGGGCAUAUCUGGGUGUGGCUGCUCUGAAUGACUGUAUCUAUGCUAUUGGAGGUUGGAACGAGACUGAAGAUGCCCUUCCAAGUGUUGAGAAAUACUCUUUUGAAGAGGAGAAAUGGGUAGAAGUUGCUUCAAUGAAGACCCCAAGAGCUGGAGUAUGCGUUGUAGCUGUGAAUGGCCUCCUUUACGCCAUUGGAGGAAGGACUGCCAGUUAUGAUUCAGCUGCCCCAGUAACAUCAGAUUCUGUGGAGGUUUAUAAUCCGCAUUUGGAUACUUGGACUGAAAUUGCUAACAUGAUCACCAGCCGCUGUGAGGGAGGUGUGGCAGUGCUCUGA
Zootoca vivipara (common lizard) is the source of this 2071-nucleotide messenger RNA. NCBI's taxonomy places the organism in Eukaryota, Metazoa, Chordata, Lepidosauria, Squamata, Lacertidae. The record is from RefSeq and is a predicted model, not a curated record.